Messenger RNA from Lucilia cuprina (Australian sheep blowfly), 1276 nucleotides. Its product is annotated as aldo-keto reductase family 1 member B1-like. The record is from RefSeq and is a predicted model, not a curated record. NCBI's taxonomy places the organism in Eukaryota, Metazoa, Arthropoda, Insecta, Diptera, Calliphoridae. The transcript is spliced from 7 exons. The coding region runs from base 77 to 1195 and encodes 372 amino acids. Gene Ontology annotation, cellular component: cytosol. Gene Ontology annotation, molecular function: aldose reductase (NADPH) activity.
GUCACAAAUAAUAAAUACGUUUUCAUUUAAAAUACCAUUUUGACUUUGUUAUUAAAAUAUCAAUUUCUUAAUAAAAAUGUUGAAAUCUUUAUUGAAAAAUAGUUUUACAAAUAAUUUCGGAAAAAUUGUACUCCUAGCCAAACGUCAUCAUUGUGAAUUGCCGGCAAUUGUUAUGAAUAAUGGCAAUGAAAUGCCCAUAAUUGGUUUUGGAACAUGGAGUAGCUCCAAUGAUUUCGCAGUUUUAGAAAAAGUUGAACAGCAAGGUCAAAAGAAACCCAAACAAAAUAGCAAUAAUAAUGAGGAGUCCGAAAAAGUAGCUAAAGCAGUGGGUAUAGCUAUAGAUGCCGGUUAUCGUCAUAUAGACUGUGCUCAUUUGUAUAAAAAUGAAAAGGAGAUAGGGCAAAUUUUAAAAAAGAAAAUUGAAAGCGGAGUGGUCAAAAGAGAAAAUUUAUUUAUAACCAGCAAAUUAUGGAAUACUUACCAUAAUCCCGACACUGUCUGCUGCGCUUGCCAACAAACUUUGGAAGAUUUGGGUCUUGAAUAUUUGGAUAUGUAUUUAAUGCAUACACCUAUGGGAUUUCAAACAGGUGAAGAACUUUUUCCCAUAUGUCAGGGUGAGUUGUUAUAUAGUGAUGAUGAUUUUCUCAACACUUGGCAAGCUAUGGAGGAUUUGGUGGAAAGUAAAUUAUGUAAGAAUAUUGGUAUAUCCAAUUUCAAUAAGAAACAAAUCAAAAGAUUACUUAAGAACUGUAAUAUAAGACCACAAACAUUACAAAUCGAAAUACAUCCUUAUCUGACUCAAAAGGAAUUAGUUAAUUAUGCUAAAUGUCAAGAUAUUUGUAUUACCGCUUAUGCACCGGUGGGCUCACCCAAAAGACCUUGGGCUAAAAAUCCCGAAAAGGAAAGAAUACUUUUAAAAGAUUAUAAGAUUUCACAAUUAUCGGAAAAACAUAAACGUACUCCGGCGCAAAUUUUAUUGCGCUAUCAAAUACAAUGCGGUCAUGCUGUUAUACCCAAGUCUAUGGAUAAAAAACAUAUUGCAGAAAAUAUUGAUAUAUUCGAUUUUGAAUUGUCUGCCGAAGAUGUUUUAAAUAUCGAUAGUUUAAAUCAUAAUUUGCGUUAUUUUCAAUUUUCAGGAGCUUCUGGCCAUCCUUAUCAUCCAUUUGAGCAAUCCAAUGAGACCCAGAAAUGUUAAGCAAAAUAAUUUUGAAAUUUUGCAAAAUAAAUUUUUUAAAUUUUACCCUUUUUUACAAUAAAAAUUAAUUUUUAAUAAUAG